AUGGAGAAACAAUUCAGUUCCCUCUCUGUCGACGACCGCAAGCUCGUUAUCGGCAUCGAUUUCGGGACGACCUUUACUGGCGUCGCGUGGGCAGAGACCAGACGGGCUGAUCACAUUUCCGUUAUCGAAUCAUGGCCCUCCCACGCCGGUACGCAAGAAGGCAUCAGCAGCGUCAAAGUGCCUACAGAGCUACGAUACACCAAAGACUCCGGCGGCGAGAACGUGGAAUGGGGAUUCCAAAUCCCUGCAUUGGUCGACCGAUACCAGUGGUUUAAACUCGGUCUCGACGAAAGCAACCCUCUGGUCUCAACUAAAAGCUGGGGCGACAAGACCCCUGAAAAGCUAACAGAGGACUAUCUUUCAGCGCUGUACAAGCAAAUUAUGUACACGCUCGAACAGAAACUCGGGGCCGCGCUCCUCCGCACUAUCCCGCUUGAGUUCUCGCUCACCGUCCCUGCAAUUUGGACCGAGGCUGCAAAGGAUAAAACACUCAAAGCUUGCCAGAAGGCCGGAUUUAUCAAGAACAAUGAAGAUAUCUCGCUUGUAUCAGAGCCAGAAGCAGCCGCAAUCUACGCAAUCCAAGGGCUAGACCCUCACGGGCUCAAAGUUGGCGACAGCUUCGUCCUCUGCGAUGCCGGCGGCGGCACAGUCGACUUGAUUUCGUACAAGAUUAUCGCGUUGACGCCGAUAUUGCAGGUUGAGGAGGUCACGACGGGGACUGGCGGGCCUUGUGGUUCGACAUUCCUGAAUAGGCGGUUUGCGGAUACGCUCACGCGCAAGCUCGGGAGGGAAGACGGAUGGGAUGAUGAAGUUCUACAGGAGGCGAUGGAGAGGUUUGAUUCUGUUAUCAAAAAGCAGUACUCACCAACCAUCGACGGCAACCAAGGCUACGUAAUCCCCGUCCCAGGGCUAGCCAACAACGCUGAACUCAACAUCCGGCGCGGAAAGGUCACGCUCUCGCCGCAAGAGAUGUACGAGAUCUUCGAGCCAGUGGUUCUCAAGGUCAUCAAGUAUGUACAGGACCAAAUUGCCGCGUGCGGGGAAACCGAGAUCCGCGCUGUCCUGUUGGUUGGUGGGUUCGGACAGAACAGCUACCUGAAGGAGCGGUGCCGCGAUGCUCUGAAGAGCGUGGAGGUUCUGCAGCCGCCAAAUGCGUGGACGGCUGUUGUGCGGGGCGCGGUGAUGAUGGGGUUGGCGAGGACAAAUGCCCUCCGGACGGUGGAUGUGGUUAGUAGGAAGGCCCGGAAGCAUUAUGGGGUUCAGCUGCAUACGCCAUUCAAGGAGGGUAAGCAUGAUGAAAGCAAGAAAUACUGGUGCGCCCGCCUCGGCCACUACCGCACACAUGCAAUGUUCUGGUUCCUGAACAAAGGCCAAACGAUCGAAGAAAACAAGCCAAUUCCAAUCGACUUCUUCCAAGACUUCGCUGUUAGCAAUGGCAAGCCGCAGAUGAUGUACACGGAAGUCUUUGCGAAUGCCGAGGACGAUGAUGCGCCUAUCCACAAAGGGCCCGGCACAAAGUCACUGGUGACACUCAAGGCGAACCUCUCGGUCAUUCCGCAGACGGAUUUGGAAAAGACGAUCCGCCGCCGAGCGGACGGGAAGAAUUAUUACAAUAUCGAUGCGGUGAUUGAGGCGACUUAUUCGUCGGCGGAGACGCGGUAUGUGCUGUCUGUACAGGGGAAGAAGUAUGAUUCGGUUAGUGCGGAGUACGCAUAUUAG
Molecule: messenger RNA, 1719 nt
Organism: Aspergillus versicolor CBS 583.65
Lineage: Eukaryota; Fungi; Ascomycota; Eurotiomycetes; Eurotiales; Aspergillaceae
Product: Hsp70 family protein
Exons: 6
Coding region: 1-1719 (572 amino acids)
Molecular function (GO): ATP-dependent protein folding chaperone; ATP binding
Source: RefSeq, a predicted model, not a curated record